This is a messenger RNA of Erinaceus europaeus (western European hedgehog), 3345 nucleotides long. RefSeq names its product G protein-coupled receptor 45 (gene GPR45). The transcript has a single exon. The coding region runs from base 85 to 1173 and encodes 362 amino acids. Gene Ontology annotation, cellular component: membrane. Gene Ontology annotation, biological process: G protein-coupled receptor signaling pathway. NCBI's taxonomy places the organism in Eukaryota, Metazoa, Chordata, Mammalia, Eulipotyphla, Erinaceidae. The record is from RefSeq and is a predicted model, not a curated record. Gene Ontology annotation, molecular function: G protein-coupled receptor activity.
CCAGCUCCGGCUUCGCGCAGGGCCCGGUGCCCGGGCUCCGAGGCUCCCAGCCGGGGCGGGCGAUGCCCCCGGCCGCCGGGCAGCAUGUCCUGUAACGGCAGCGCCCUGGGGCUCAACACCAGCGAGGCGGACCCGUCCGCGCCCGCGCCGCUCAGGGUGUCCCUGGCCGUCGCCAUGCUGCUCAUGAUCGUGGUGAGCUUCCUGGGCAACGCCGUGGUGUGUGUCAUCGUGUACCAGCGGCCGGCCAUGCGCUCCGCCAUCAACCUGCUGCUGGCCUCGCUGGCCUUCUCCGACAUCAUGCUGUCGCUGUGCUGCAUGCCCUUCACGGCCGUCACGCUGCUCACCGCGCGCUGGCACUUCGGGGCCGCCCUCUGCCGCCUGUCGGCCGCGCUCUACUGGUUCUUCGUGCUGGAGGGCGUGGCCAUCCUGCUCAUCAUCAGCGUGGACCGCUUCCUCAUCAUCGUGCAGCGCCAGGACCGGCUGACCCCGCGGCGGGCCAAGAGCAUCAUCGCCGCCUCCUGGCUGCUGUCCUUCUGCGUGGCGGCGCCGUCGCUGGCCGGCUGGGCUGUGGUGGAGGUGCCGGCGCGGGCGCCGCAGUGCGUGCUGGGUUACUCGGAGCUGCUCACCGUGCGGGCCUACGCGGUGACGUUGGUGGGGGCAGCCUUCUGCGUGCCGUUCACGCUCAUGCUGGGCGCCUACCUGUGCAUCCUGCACGCCGUGCGCAAGAACGCCAUGCGCGUGCGCAACCAGUCCGACAGCCUGGACCUGCGCCACAUGGGCCGCGCGGGGUUGCGGCGGCUGCAGCGGCAGCAGCUGGUGAGCCUGGAUCUGGGCUUCAAGACUAAGGCCUUCACCACCAUCCUGCUGCUCUUCGUGGGCUUCUCGCUGUGCUGGCUGCCGCACACGGUCUACAGCCUGCUGGCCGUGUUCAGCCGGCGCUUCUACUGCAGCCGCGACUUCUACGUCGCCAGCUCGUGCGUGCUGUGGCUCGGCUACCUCAAGUCGGCCUUGAACCCGCUGCUGUACUGCUGGCGCAUCAAGCGGUUCCGCGAGGCCUGCGCGGACUUACUGCCGCAAGGCGCGCACGUACUGCCCGGGCUGCCCGAGCGCCUGCGCAGAAGGACCCGGCCCCGCGCGCUGUACGUCUGCGGCGAGAGCCAGUCCUCGGUGUAGCCAGACCCGAGUGUGUGUGCAGGGGGACGGGGGAACCCCCGAGUGUGUGUGGGGGGGGGAUGGGGACCCCGAGUGUGUGUGUGUGGGGGGGGGUUGGGCGAGACCCCAAGUCAGAAGUGACAGCCCCGAGUGUGUUAGGGUCGUGCCAAGUGUAUGUGUGGGUGUCUGGACGGGGUCCUCGCUCCGAGUGUGUGUGGGGCCUGCUCCCUGAAGCCGCCUUGGCAGCAUUUCGCGGCUGCUCUCUUGAGGAAGCCAAGCACGGUCCCCGCCCCUCCCCGCGGGAUGGGCGGUUUCCGCUUCCGGCUGUAGUCGGGCGAGUGGCCUCAUGGAAGCGGGUGGCAGAGUGGGCAGCGUGGGGUCUGGACACGGUGACGGGAGGGAACCCCAGGUGCCCGUGAAGGGAGACACAUGCACGCAGGUCUCAUCUCACGGACCAUCGUCACUUUAUUAUUAGACACCAGCGUUCCUCUAAGGUCUUGUGUUUGUGGCGUGUGUGUGAACACGUGAGGUUUUCAAUACGUUGGUCCGAAAUGCUUUUUUUUUUCUUUAAAGUUAUUUUUGUGUACUGACUUGUUAAAACCAGAGCACUGCUCAGCUCUGCCUUCUAGUGGUGCCAGAGAUUGAACCUGGGUCCUUAAAGCCUCAGGCUGAGAGCCUUUUACAGAACCACUAUGCUAAGUCAGGAAACCUGGGCUGUGCAAGCCUUUUGGGACCUCACCAAAUCCUCCUCGGGAUAAAAUUGCACGGGGGUUGGCCGAGUGGCCCCGAGGUGAGGAAGUCCAGGGGCAGUUGUGGAGGGAAGCCCAUCCCCUGCACCCCAGGGCCCCUCCCCUCCCCGCAGGGGUGUUCUCCUCCCCUCUCCCCAUGCCUGCCUUUGUUCUGACUAUUGCCAAUGUGAAGGAGGGCACACACUCCAUUUACAGCUCAUCUUUUCAGCGAGUAUUCUAGCAACUUGUGUGAGCUUUUUGGGUUUUGUUUACAGGUUUCCUCGAACCCCUGAGGUGCCAUUCAUUUCAGCCUUGGGUGGCCAUCUGAAGUGGCUCCCUGUGGGCCUCUGUGCUCCUCCUACCUCAUUCAGAUCCCGGGGAAUCCGGGCUUCGGCCAUCCAAGCUCAGGCAGAACCUCGGGUCUAGGGCUGACUACCUGGAGGGGCCUCUCUGGGUGGACCUGGGGCCACUCAUGGUCGCAGGGGAGCUUCCAGCAUUGGGGAGGGGGGGUGACAUUCCCGGAGCUCAGGAUUCACCACUGAGCCUGUGAAACUCUUGCCACAAUCUCUGAUCUGUGAAAACAACAGAGAAAUUCAGAAAAAUCAGAUUCCCAAUCUCACCCUCGGCAGGACCUAGCUUCAUGACCCCUGUCUGAUUCGCCUAAUUUCUCUGGCUCCCAGUGUCCUGUUUUUCUGAGCCCCAGGUUGGAACUAGAGAAUCUCCAAAGUCCCUUUCAGUGCUCUCCUAAUGUUUGUUCUGGUGUGCAAGUGUCUUCAACCCAUGGUCACCAGCUUCCUGGCAGUCACUCAUUUAUUCCUGCAGUGAGCCUUUUCAAGUGGUGGCCAGAUUUAGGGUGUGCUGGGUCAGUGAGAAAUAGGGCAUGGGCUCUGUCCCCUAGUAGCACCCCCGUUGAUCUCAGGAUGCUUGUUAAUUCGAAUUUGGCAGAAAAGCACAGAUGGUCCCUUUCAGUUUCUCUCAUCGUUUUCUUCCCAAGGUUGUAGUAAAAGGUCUUGUGCUCACUCACUCUGCCGGAGGUCCUGGGGACAGAGGCAGUAUAGUAGUGGGGCCAGAAGGACAAAGUAAAGUAAUAGGCCUUUUAUCACUGACUCCUCUCCAUAAACAGGGGCAGGGGUGGAAGACAACAAUGCCGUGUCAUUGAGGUGGGUCCCCAUCAGUUCUGUCAGCAAGGUUUGGGUUUGCCUGUGCUCCCAAGGGGCAGAAUGACACUGCCAAACACAGUGGGACCAGACCAGGGGCUGCCUCCUCUUGGUAGCAGCAGGAGGGGCAUAGAGUGGAAUGUUCUUCAGGGGCCUUGAGUCAAACAGAAAUCAUACAACUGAAUGAAUGGAGGUACCAAAAUAUAUACUGAUCAGUGUUCUGUGAUGUAUGUUGGAUAGUGAUGCAUAUGUUUCAAAGUAAUAAUUUUGUAUAUAUUUUAAAUAAAGUCAUACCACUCUUUCAGUGA